AGACCCGGAGUUGCGGGGAAGGUGGUGUUGGGGAGUUGGUGGGGGUCGGCGGCGGCGGCACAAGAGGCCGGGGCCGGGGCCGUCUCCCCGUUACCAUGGCAGCCGCGAAGGACGGCGGAGCGGCGCAGGAGAAGUUCAAGCUGGUGGUGGUGGGCGGCGGCGGAGUGGGCAAGAGCGCCCUCACCAUCCAGUUCAUCCAGUCUUACUUUGUUACGGAUUAUGAUCCAACAAUUGAAGAUUCCUACACCAAGCAAUGCGUUAUUGAUGACCGAGCUGCAAGGUUGGACAUUUUGGACACAGCGGGACAGGAAGAGUUUGGAGCCAUGCGAGAACAAUACAUGAGGACAGGGGAGGGCUUCCUGCUGGUCUUCUCAGUAACCGAUAGAGGAAGUUUUGAAGAGAUUUACAAGUUCCAAAGACAGAUCCUUCGGGUAAAAGAUCGUGAUGAAUUCCCUAUGAUCCUAGUAGGAAACAAAGCUGACCUGGAGCAUCAGAGGCAGGUGACGUUAGAGGAAGGACAACAGCUGGCCCGUCAGCUCAAAGUCACGUACAUGGAGGCUUCAGCCAAAAUCCGAUUGAAUGUCGACCAAGCUUUUCACCAACUGGUCCGAGUGAUAAGGAGAUUUCAAGAGCAAGAAUGCCCUCCUUCUCCAGAACCUUCACGCAAUGAAAAAGAUCGUAGUGGCUGUCACUGUGUCCUAUUCUGAGAGACCGUUCCUCCACUCGCCCAUCAGCUGCCAGCCCACCCACCCACCCACCUACCCUACCCCUACGUCUGCCUUUGCAACCCUUUCCUAUGUCGAACAGUAUUGCCUCUUACCUGCAUGCUCAUCAUUUGGUCACUGAUAGCCUUUAGUUGGACAAAAGUUGUAUCAAGCCCUUGGGGAAGGUUUUAGUCACCCACUCCACAAGGCAAAAGGAUUGAAAACAAACACUAAGGCUGCUACUUUGUCACACAGUUCCAUUUGUUCAGGGCUUGAGCUUUGUCGUGAUAUUUGUACUACUUAUGAAAAGUUGAUCUGGAAUGUAGAUACAGUUUUUAAGCAAAUUUGCCUUGUGAGGUGUUCAAAUCAAUGCUUACGUGUCUUGUCCUCAGUGCCGUUUAAACUCUUAUUGCUAUGGAUAUGUGCUAAUCAGCUGCUGUACAUAUAGAUCUUUGAUUUUAAAGAGAAUCUUAUCAAUUGAUAGUUAGAAGAGGACAGUGAGAGUAAGGGUGAGCUGGUUAUUUCUUUGCCCUGGAUAACACAGACAACACAUAAAAUAAGCCUUAAAAAAAAAACACUUUAUUGUUGGCAAGAGUCUGAGUUUCAUGUAAUGCUGCGGUUUGUUCCAGUGGCCAAAUCCAGUCAGUCUACUGUAUUUAUUUUGAACAAUCCAGAGGGGUUUGCAGGCAGUGAUGUGGCCAAAACCUGUGACUUCACUGGAUAUGAACAUUUCAGUGUUUUUUUUGUUUAAAAAAAAAAGCAGUUUUGCAUCACUGUUGAGGAUUUCCAAGUCGUUUAAUUCGUCUUCCCUUGAUGUGAUAGUUUAUCUGGAUGAGGGAUUCAAAAUGCUACAUUGUGGGUUUUGUUCCUCAUGUAAUAUAAAGAGAUUGAAUUGAUCCUUCCAUUGUUGAAGAUGAUUAAAUGUUUUGCUAUAUACUUUUAUACAUUAUUUUCUUAUCAAACUAGUUAACAAGUAUUUUUAUAUGUUUGUAAGCAAAUAUGCUUUUCACAGCAUAACUUGUGUAUAUGUAAAGAUGAGUAUUUAAUUCUCACAUUUCACUCUUAACUGACAAAACUAUAGGUAUAAUUUACAAGACUGUGGUAAUACUUUCCUAAUGUCCUGGCCUCAGCUGGUUGUGUCCAGCUGAAGCUAGUCAUGUGCCUGUGAAGUGUACCCACAGAGAUUAAUUUGCUCAACUUUCCAAAUGCUCUGAACAGCCAUUACUGAAGAUGGAUCAAUUAUGUACAAAGAAGGAUCUACAUGUACAAGUUUGGAAUUUAAGAAACUCCUGCUGAUAUUUGGGUUUGACUGUGGAUGGUCUCUUGAGUGCAAGUUCUGUGGAUUUGUAACUUGGUUUGAGAUGUGUUCUUGGAACAUUAACAUAGAAGUUGUACACAACUGUCCUGAUAAUGACUAUAAUACAUCAAUUCCUCAAAGUUUGAUCUUACUAUACCCUUGUAUAGCUUCUGGUGCUAGAAUAAAAGAUGAUUCAAUUAGU
Messenger RNA from Callorhinchus milii (elephant shark), 2203 nucleotides. RefSeq names its product RAS related 2 (gene rras2). The transcript has 6 exons. Gene Ontology annotation, biological process: signal transduction. Gene Ontology annotation, molecular function: GTPase activity; GTP binding; GDP binding. Bases 96 to 707 code for a protein of 203 amino acids. Lineage: Eukaryota; Metazoa; Chordata; Chondrichthyes; Chimaeriformes; Callorhinchidae. Gene Ontology annotation, cellular component: plasma membrane. The record is from RefSeq and is a predicted model, not a curated record.